GAAUUAAAUAACAACUCGGGAAUAAUAAUUGACGACUCCAAAAAAACAUUCAAUGAGGAGGACAAUAAUGAUUCAAACUAUAUACCAAUUGACUCUGAUGAAUCAACUUCCAAAGGAUCAAGUUCUGAUGUAAAAAGUAAGAAGGAUCCUCCAAAAAUUGACAAGAUGGUUUUUCAGAAGACCCAUGAUGCUAUCCUGGAUACCUCAAAGUUGAAAUUGAGCACAGGCAAAAUAGUGGAGGAUAUUCUUUUUAAUUUUUCUAAAGACAUGGAUUAUGAACACCACACUCAUUUGUAUAUUGUGGAUUUUGAUGAUGAGAAUAUCAAAGCAUUGUUUACUGAUUCAGAAUGGAAAGAAUUAACAAAAGAUCAAAUUGGGCUUAUAACUGUAUACAGGAUUGAUGCACCAUCAUCAAGUGGUGCUAACCAGAAGAAUAGAAAUCGAAAAGUAAAUACACAUAAAAGAAAGUCUGUUGGUCAUAAAAUUGAUGGAAUAAUAUAUACAACUGAUGAGCUUCUCGAAUUAGGAGCCAUAGAAGGUGCAAGGUCCUUUAAGGGUGUCUCAGACAAUAAAUAUCUUGAUGAAGAAUUCAAAAUGCCAAAGUCUCUUCAAGAUAUGUAUUCUGAUUUGAUCAGAGCUGUAAAUUAUGAUGAUCAAAGAGCAGACAAACUCCAAGUAAUUGGUAUAUUACACCUUGGAUUAUGGAUUCAAUUUGUAAGAUUAUGGUGUGCCAGAGGAUCGAUUUGUAUUUUUCACAAAGAUCCUCAAUCUUUCAACAUACAUAGCAAAUUCUCAAAAAAUGGAUUAAGAUCUUUCCCUAAAUUUCUAGCAAGGAUAUAUCAAUACAAGGUAUGA
This is a messenger RNA of Entrophospora candida, 855 nucleotides long. The record is from the annotation of a GenBank genome assembly. Lineage: Eukaryota; Fungi; Glomeromycota; Glomeromycetes; Entrophosporales; Entrophosporaceae.